This is a messenger RNA of Durusdinium trenchii, 399 nucleotides long. The record is from the annotation of a GenBank genome assembly. Lineage: Eukaryota; Dinophyceae; Suessiales; Symbiodiniaceae.
GAAACGCCUCUCCAGUGGAUCGAGUUCUUCGCAGGCAAGGCGGAGGCGACCAGGAUGAUGGCCUACGUCUUCAAGGUGGUGUGGUACAUGCUGGCCUACGGAGGGCCCACGCCAAAACCGCAGUAUGCUUUGUCAAAUUCAAAAUGGAUUCAAUCACUGUGGACUGGUGCAUUGAAGGGUUGGGCGAAACGAGUGAAAGAGGCUCGUGUCACAAGGGACCCCGAAACAAUCCAGGAACUCUCAAACCUUCCAUCCUCUGGUUGUUUGAGGCAAUAUCCUCCCAGAUUUGGAUUGAAGCUAGUGGAGCUCUUCGAAGACCUCAUCCAGGACAAGAAAGGCCUCCCUCCUUUGCCCGAAGUUGUGCCUCCUGCAGAGCGCAUGCUGGAGAGUGUUCUUUGA